GGUUGCCCGCCACUGUAUCGGUUUCUCACCGCGGUCUCCCGUAUUAUCUCUCCGUCGUCGAAACUUACAUCGCAUAAACUUACGCACCGAACUUCACGCGAGGUCGUGUGUGUCUUGCGAUUGGGUAGAAAAACACCCGUAGACGUUUUUUUUCUUUCGACUUUUUUUUUUUUUUUGGUUUUUUUGGUCUUUUCCUCUCACAGAUAUUUUUCUGCUCGACGCCGUCGAUCGUCGCGGAUAUACGGACAAAAACUAUUAUUUGCACUGCCGUCGACGAACAGACCAUCGCGCAAUAACUAUAUAUACAUAACCACAUUAAUAAUAAUAAUAAUAAGAGGACGUUCUCAAUCAUCUAUCGUUUUCCGUACGGUUAUUUUUAAUUUUCUUCUCCCGGUCCUUCGAUCCCCGACACCCCGAAAACCGUUCACGUCUCGAUCGCCCGCACCUGCAACACCGCGAUCAUGAAUAUGCUGUACCCGAAUCUGCUGUUUUGGAUGUACGUGGUGUUGACACUGGCCGAACCUCCUUACAUCAUUCCGUUCAAAGAAUUGGACAAUGCCGAUUUAUAUGUACCAGUUGACCCUAACAAGGUUCCCAAGUUCUUGAACAAGCCAAGCACAUACCAAGUCGUUACCAAAGAUACAAUUGUUUUACCAUGCGAAGUAUAUAAUCCAGAAAAUUUUGUGCUGGCUUGGAAAAAGGGAAUAGCAAUUUUGACCGCUGGUACCACCAAGGUGACCCCGGAAGAGCGUAUCCGGAUCGUCGAAGGAUACAACUUGGAGAUACGAAAUGUUCAAAUCAACGACGCUGGCAAUUACAUAUGCCAGAUCGGCACACUCGAACCAAUAGAAUUAAAACACACUCUGCAAAUACUCAUUCCACCAAGGAUCACUGGUAUAACAUCAAAUGGAAAAGUGAGCGCAAAAAAAGGGUCAGAUGUGACUCUUCAAUGCAAUUCAACAGGAAACCCACCACCAACCAUAACAUGGUCACGUAAAAACAAUAUGUUGCCAAAUGGUGAAAAGACAUUUGUCGGAAACUCGUACACAAUUGACUCUGUCCGAAGACAAGCGGAUGGAGUUUACAUCUGCACCGCCUCAAAUAAUAUCGGGACAACCGUGAACGAAGAAAUCGAUCUAAAUAUACUAUAUCCUCCGGAAGUUAAAGAAGAACAGUCUAUUGUAUUCACGGUGGAAGGACAAGAAACUGAAAUCGUCUGUAUAGUACACGCAGAGCCCAAAGCUGACGUUUUGUGGUAUAGAGACACGUUGCAGUUGGACAUGACCGAAUGGCGGAUUACCGACGUCAGAGGCAACCGAUACACUUUACGCUUGAGAAAAGUGCAAAAGACCGAUUUUGGCAAUUAUUCAUGUGUGGCCGAUAAUGGACUUGGCAAAAGCAAACGAUCCAUCGAAGUGACUGGAAGACCAGACGUCGCGGUCAUCACCAGCUCGAAACAAAGCCGUUCGAAAAAUUCGUAUGAAAUGUUGUGGACAGUGAAAAGCUACAGCCCGAUUAUAGAAUACAAAUUGCUAUACCGUCCAGACAGGACAAACAAAAGCAACCAAGAAAUUCAGUAUAAACGUCCCAUGAGAAGAUGGAACGAUGAUUGGACAGAAUUGUUGCUUAACCCUGCAUCCACCGACCAAUUGGAAAAGAGCCGAACUGAAACCAUCCGUGAUUUGGACCCCGGCACCAAAUACGAAGCAACCGUUCAAUCCAGAAACCGCUACGGUUGGAGCGAAGUUUCCCAAUCUUUCUUCUUCACCACCAGCACAAAGAACGAAGCACACCCAGCCAAUUCAGUUCUUUCCGACCCAGAAUUAAGAGACAUGAGCAUCACCGCUAUUAACAAGGCAGCUCCUAAGACCAUCCAGACACCAUUGCUUUGCAUUAUGGCCAUGGUCACCUACUAUUUUGCUUAAAUCCAAAUAAAAGUACCAUUCAUCUCUACCUAUGCCCUCCAUAUGUUUUCACGGAUACCUUUGCACCUUCUUCACCGCUACCCAUCGUCGAAAUAUGGACCACGCCGAAAAUCCUUCUUCACUAUAUAAUACCUACCGUCUACUUCAAGAUACUGCGCACCGUAUUAUAAAUACUUCACGUCGUUAUAGUAACAAUAUACGCCACUGGCAUGUUACUACUGGCCUUUUGAAAUUGUUUUCAAUUAUCAUGCACAUGGUUAAAAUAAUAACAAUUCUACCACCGCCAUUGUAAUUUACACGCCGCGUCUAUUACAUUCAAAAUACGACGUUUCGAUCAGAAGUAGUUUCGAGUAUCAUUCGGUUUCAAACAUUCCCUCUCCAGUAAUACAUUUAUGCUUACCCGCCUAAAGUAACUAAUCAAACGUUGUUCAUCUAUUAUGAGUCGGUAGUUCAACAUGACUCUUUGCCGGUCGAUUACUAUCUUGGUAAGGCUUCCACCCCCGCACGGUAAUUUCAUUUAAAUAUUUAAUAGAUUUAAAAAUGGAACAAUACUUACUCUUAUUCUCAUUUACUCGACGUUUCUAAACCCUUGUGUUUAUCUUUCCCCCCUCCCCAAGGUCCAUAUUUGAUUUGAUUUUUACUUGUUCAUAUUAUGAACUAUAUGGUACUAUUUUACCUAAAUCGCUUAAUUUUAUUUUUUCAUUAUUUUUUUUAUUUUUUCCGUGACCAAAAUCCUGAGCCAAUAAAACUCAAAUCACGCUAAAGACUGUCUUCUUUAAAUCCUUCACUCGGUGUUGUACUAUAAUGUAUCUUUACAAUAACAAUCGAUACAGCAAUGAUCAUCGUACACAAAUGAACAUCGAUACAGUUUUCUACGAACGCAUCAUGAGUUUAGUAGAUGUACGAUACACUGUAGAGACCACCAUUAAUACCGGAACGAUAAAAUGUCUAUGAAAAACCAUUCAAAAUAAAAUAGUGACAUAAUUUAUAUAAAUAUGUACAAGGAUCACUAGGCGCCUAUUUAUAAACUGUACAAGAAUCGAGCAUUCCAAAAUGGAUAUUACUACAGCCAUUAAAUAAUAAACAAUUUUAAUUUAUUUAUUAUAACGACACAAUUUAUACUACGCCAUCAAUGACAAACAUUCAAUAUUAUGCUUUUAAACGACGUUUCUCAAUAAUUUUGAAUAAGAAAAUUCCGGUAUGCUAGAUCUAUGAAACAAUAUUAUUUUAAUCGACCAAUGCUAAGUGAAAAUAAAAAUAUUAUCCUCACAAAUUAAUUAAAACCAAAAUCCGAUUGUAAUACAUUGUGCUACUAUUAGCCACACAUAUACAAUAUACAUGUGCAUAUUAUUAGGUACUAAUAAACCAAUAAUUUUACCAAAACAUCUAUACUUUAGAAAAUAAUAAAUUCACAAAAUAUUGA
Molecule: messenger RNA, 3348 nt
Organism: Rhopalosiphum maidis (corn leaf aphid)
Lineage: Eukaryota; Metazoa; Arthropoda; Insecta; Hemiptera; Aphididae
Product: limbic system-associated membrane protein-like
Exons: 12
Coding region: 462-1925 (487 amino acids)
Biological process (GO): synapse organization; homophilic cell-cell adhesion
Cellular component (GO): axon; neuronal cell body; plasma membrane
Molecular function (GO): protein binding; axon guidance receptor activity
Source: RefSeq, a predicted model, not a curated record